UCCGUUUUCCCUUCAAAACAAUGAUUUCCUCUUCUUGUCUAUAUAUUAUGCACAGUUGUGGCUCUAUAGUGCACAGCGUGUGUGUAUAUAUAAUAUAUAUAUAUAUGUGUGUGUGUGUGUGUAUAUAUUUGGCGGCACGGUGGCCGACUGGUUAGAGCGUCAGGCUCACAGUUCUGAGGACGCGGGUUCAAUCCCCGGCCCCGCCUGUGUGGCGUUUGCAUGUUCUCCCCGUGCCUGCGUGCGUUUUCUCCGGGCACUCCGCUUUCCUCCCACAUCCCAAAAACAUGCAUUCAUUGGAGACUCUAAAUUGCCCGUAGGUGUGAAUGUGAGUGCGAAUGGUUGUUUGUUUAUAUGUGCCCUGCGAUUGGCUGGCGACCAGUUCAGGGUGUACCCCGCCUCCCGCUCGAAGACGGCCGGGAUAGGCUCCAGCAUGCCCGUGACCCUAGUGAGGAGAAGCGGUAAAGAAGAUGGAUAUAUAUAUAUAUAUAUAUAUAUACACACACACACACACACAAAAUGGUACAGAAAGUAUUCGGUUUUUCACUCUUUAUUAUAUUGCAGCCAUUUGCUAAAAUCAUUUAAGUUCCUUUUUUUUCCUCAAUGUACACACAGCACCCCAUAUUAACAGAAAAAAAACAAUUGUUGAAAUUUUUGCAGAUUUAUUAAAAAAGAAAAACUGAAAUAUCACACAGCCAUAAGUAUUCCGACCCUUUGGCUCAGUAUUUAGUGGACGCCCCCUUUUGAGCUCAUGCAGCCAUGGGUCUUUUGGGAAUGAUGCAACAAGUGUUUCACACCUGGAUUUGGGGAUCCUCUACCAUUCCUCCUUGCAGAUCCUCUCCAGUUCUGUCAGGUUGGUUGGUGGUCAGCCAUUUUCAGGUCUCUCCGGAGAUGUUCAAUUGGGUUUAAGUCAGGGCUCCGGCUGGGCCAUUCAAGAACAGUCACGGAGCUGUGUUUGUCUGGUCAUUGUCUUGUCUGAAGGUGAACCUUCGGCCCAGUCUGAGGUUCUGUGCACUCUGGAGAAGGUUUUCGUCCAGGAUAUCCCUGUACUUGACCGCAUUCAUCUUCAGUCUCGCUGUCCCUGCCGCUGAAAAACACCCCCACACCAUGAUGCUGCUGCCACCACCAUGCUUCACUGUUGGGCCUCUAUUGGACAGGGGAUGAGCAGUGCCUGGUUUCCUCCACAUAUGCAAACAUAUAUAAAGUUCCAUCUCGGUGUCAUCCGACCAGAGAAUCUUAUUUCUCACCAUCAUGGAGUCCUUCAGGUGUUUUUUAAGCAAACUCCAUGCGGGCUUUCAUGUGUCUUGCACUGAGGAAAGGCUUUCGUCGGGCCUGACUGGUGGAGGGCUGCAGUGAUGGUUGACUUUCUCGCACUUUCUCCCAUCUCCGACUGCAUCUCUGGAGCUCAGCCACAGUGAUCUCGGGGCUCUUCUCCCCCAAUUGCCCAAUUUGGCCCAACGGCCAGGUCUAGGAAGGGUUCUGGUCGUCCCAAACGUCUUCCAUUUCAGGAUAUUGGAGCUCACUGUGCAGCAUCAGCUUUUUUGUGCCUUGCCACAAUUCUGCCUCUGAGCUCUUCAGGCAGUUCCUUUGACCUCAUGAUUCUCAUUUGCGCUGACAUGCACUGUGACCUGUAAGGUCUUAUGUAGACAGGGGUGUGGCUUUCGUAAUCACGUCCAAUCAGUAUCAUCGAACGCAGCUGGACUCCAAUGAAGGUGGAGAACCAUCUCAAGGAUGAUGAGAAGAAAUGGACAGCACCCGAGUUCAAUAUGUGAGUGUCACAGCAAAGGGUCGGAAUACUUCUGGCGGUGUGAUAUUUCACUUUUUCUUUUUUAAUAAAUGUGACAAAAAUGCAACAAUUCUGUUUUGUUCUGUCAAUAUGGGGUACUUACUGUGUGUACAUUAAUGAGGGCAAAAAGUACUUCAAUGAUUUUAGCAAAUGGCUGCAAUAUAAUGAGUGAAACAUUUAAGGGGGUCUGAAUACUUUCCGUAGCCACUGUAUUUUAUAUGUGCAAACAUUUCAACAAUAUUUUUUUUUGUUACAUAUAUAAACAAUAUACCAACAAAAAUAUUGUUGAAAUCUUGGCAGAUUUAUGAAAAACGCAAAUAAGUCUUCAGACCCUUUCCGUGUUGCAUUCUUCAUUUGAAAUGCUUUUCCAGGCCUCUCCUCUCUGUUCUUGUUAGUUUCCCGCAGUAGAUGCACGGGAUGUGAGCGAGCUGGGAAAUUGCUUUGUAACGUUUUUGGACAGAUUAUAAAACAAUGCAAGACUCGGUAAAAGUUCAAAGUCACCAUUAGAUUUGUGGUAUUAUUUCAGUCCGUUUUUUUUAAUACAGUACACAAACAGGAACUAUGUUAAUAGCCCACCAAAAAGAAAAAAUAUGUACAUAUUUAUAAGUAGUAUGGAUGUUACGGUGCAUGCAAACUAACCCUAUGCACACACACAAAAAAGUCACUGUGUUGUGUUGUGUGUUGUGUCUGCCAAGCCCACCAUUUUCAACUGACAAAGAAAUGACAGAUUAUUAGUGUUGGAUUUCUCUUACCCAACAUUAUAAAAAAUAGACACAAAAGGAAUGAAGACGCUGGUUUCUUUUUCUCAUGAGGAGGGCGUAUGGGAGAUUGUUCAGAUCACAGCCUCUCAACACGCUCUCAACAAUCCCCCCCCCACUCGCUCCUGCUUUUAUUUGAAAUAGGAGGGAUUUACAAAUCAGAAUGUUCUAAGCAAUAAGACACAACACAAAAUAUUUGAUAAUAAGAGGUUUUUUUUCCCAGACAUUAGUAUUCUAAGUAAUAAGACACAACACAUAAUAUUGAACCAACACCUGUCACGACCCGACCACAUCCGAUCACGUCCUUGGUCCAGGCGGCCUUCCGUCGGAUGAUGCCGAGUCUUCUUUUUGAAGGCGAGACAUCUAAAAUUGUCCAUUAUACUAAUGCAAGCUAAGCAAAUAAAUGCUAACUUCUACAAUGUAUCUAACAAUUAGGAAUUAUUAUUAUGUGUUGCCGUUGGGGGGGGUUGUGAGAGGAAGAAGUGUUCUGUUGAGCUUAGCACUGUUAAGUCCGAGAGGCUUUGAAUGCAUCGCUCUGUAAAUUGAGGGCGAAACUCAAGAGAAAGCUUCGAGUGACAUUUUUCGGGGCCAGGAGCAGGGAAACCUCCUCUUGAUUCAGUGCGAGCACUUCGAAGUCCUAACUGCAGACUGCCACUGCACCCGCAGUUGUAACACUUGACGCCAUUGCGUUUCAGCAUGGACGUGUUCAGGAAGGAAAAAGCGCCGCCGCCGCCCGGCGAGCAGGGAAGCAACCACGAAGCCGCAAGUCUCCCGAAGUCAAAGAGGACUCGGGUGAUGGGCGUGAUGCAGAAAGUCAACCCCUUCAAGGCUUCAUCACAGACUGCUGACUCGUCAGAACUGAGAAAAGACUCCUCGCAGAACCCCGGAAUGAUUUCCAGCGUCAUCCAGAAGGUCAACCCGUUCAAAUCCUGGCACUCAAAGGACGCGCAGCCUCCCCAGGUCGACGCUUCCUCUGGCCGAGAGAGCCGGACGGACUCAGACGACCUGUCCGACGAGCCGCCGACGAGCUCUCCUCGGUCUGUUCGGUACGUAGACGACGUCGGCAGCGCGGAGCCGAAAAGCCCAGCAAACGAGCGGCCGAAGACGAGAAAGAAGGUUCGUUUGGCGUCACCGCUGCACUGCUUUGCGUUGAAAGAUUCUUUGUUUGUUUUUCUUUCUUCCUCGCAGACCUUCACAAUCCAAAGAAUUCUUCCCACUGCACUUUUGAGCUCUGGAUCAAAGGUACGAGCGGAGCGGAGCGCAUCGCUCGCUCUUCUUAGUCGGGAGGCGGAGGUCCGAACGCCGGAGAUGGUCGACACGGCUGAGCUCCACGACGCCGGCGGCGUCUCGGACCCUCUGGAGGAUGAAGACGGACUCCUGGCGUGGUGGAGAACGGUUGACGGCUGGACCGAGUGGAACGAGACCGCCCGCGACCACCAGCCUGAAGAGGCGGCGGAAGAAGCGGCGGACCGCGUGUUCAUGGCGGCGCGCCUGUUCGUCGACCUGUUGGACCGGCGCGGCGCCUCGCUCCAGCGGCGCGUCCUGUCGCUCCUGACCCUGGCCGACGGCGCCGACGACUUCCACAAGAAGACGGUGUCGGCCAGCGUGGGCGGCGGUGUGGCCGGCGUGGCCGGCUCCGUCACCACCAUCACCGGACUCGUGCUGGCGCCGUUCACGGCCGGAACGUCGCUCAUCGUCACGGCCGUGGGCAUCGGCGUGGCCACGGCCGGCGGCGUGACCUCGGCCUCGGCCAACAUCACGGACACGGUGCGCUCCAAGACGGACCGCAAGAAAGUGGAGAAAAUGAUCCAGGACUACCAGGAGGAGAUGAACGACAUCAAGGACUGUCUGGAGUUCUUACAGGAAGGGAUGGAGACUCUGGAGGAGUGGAACUUUGAGCAGUACGCCCGGAGCAUCUCCCAGAAGCAUCUGAACCAGAACGUCAAACACGUCAUGAAAGAGGGCGGCCGGGCCGGCAAGGCUUUGGUCAUCAACACGGAGAGCCUGAUCAGCACCGUCCAGGUUCUCAGCGUGGCGGGCGGUGCCGCCAAAGCCGCCCAGGUCAUGAGCAUCACCACCGGCGUCAUGUCCGGACUCUUCCUGGCGCUCGACAUCUUCUUCUUGGCUAAGGACUCGUCGGAGCUGCGGAAGGGCGCCAAAACGGAGUUCGCCGCCAAGAUCCGAGACGUUUGCAAGGACCUGCAGGACGGGCUCCUGGAGCUCCACCGCAUCAAGGAAGAGCUGCAGAAGACCAUGGACGGCAUCCAGGUGGAGGAAGAGGAUGAUAAUGACCGGGACGAUGACCGGAUCCUCGAGUCGGAGCUGGAGAAACUUGAGCUGGAAGAGUGAAGCCUGCCAAGUCCAUUUGCAAGCUUUCUUUUCAAUCAAAUCAUGUAUUCUUAAUUUCUUUCAAUAAAACUUGCUGACUUCUGA
This is a messenger RNA of Phyllopteryx taeniolatus (common seadragon), 4974 nucleotides long. RefSeq names its product apolipoprotein L6-like. The transcript has 13 exons. NCBI's taxonomy places the organism in Eukaryota, Metazoa, Chordata, Actinopteri, Syngnathiformes, Syngnathidae. Gene Ontology annotation, cellular component: extracellular region; membrane. Gene Ontology annotation, molecular function: lipid binding. The record is from RefSeq and is a predicted model, not a curated record. Bases 3238 to 4890 code for a protein of 550 amino acids. Gene Ontology annotation, biological process: lipoprotein metabolic process; lipid transport.